Molecule: messenger RNA, 4239 nt
Organism: Lingula anatina
Lineage: Eukaryota; Metazoa; Brachiopoda; Lingulata; Lingulida; Lingulidae
Product: peregrin-like
Biological process (GO): regulation of transcription by RNA polymerase II
Molecular function (GO): protein binding
Source: RefSeq, a predicted model, not a curated record
UGUGAGAUCCCGGAUGUCCGGUGACCCAGACACUCCUCAUCGUUUGCGUUCGUUAGGUUUCGCACAUAUUUUCUGCCGAGGAUUUGCUUCAGAUGAAUUUUCUGACAACAGUGACAGCUUUGACAGUCCAUUUGGAAGAAUUCUCACCAGGUUUGCUUCCGGAAGUUUGACCUAGUUUGGUUUUCGUGACCUAGUUUCGACACGUGGAGCGUCAACAUGAAGCUGGGAUUCGAUGUCAAAACGUUUUGUCAGAACCUGAAAGCAACCAAACCACCAUACGAAUGCCCAGUAAACGGGUGUGGUAAAAUAUACAAAAGCUGGUCAGGAAUUCAAUUUCACUUGUAUCAUUUUGAUCAUGACAAUCCCGAUAAUAACAGCCCCACCCCUCAGAAGAAGCCAGGCAGAAAGAAGGGAAAGCAACAUCACAGAUCUGUUCGUAGGUCAGCGAGCCCUGCAGAUUUUAUCCGCAUACCUGCCAGGGAACAUAACCUUACCUAUGCUGAGGCACAGAGACUGGUAGAAGUUGAUCUUGAUGGUCGGGUGCACAGAAUCAACAUCUAUGAGCCCUUGGAAAUUAUAUGUCAGGAUGAGAUUGAGAAUGUUGACAACACAGAGAAAGAGGAAAAAACUGAAGCUAAAAGCCCACAAAAGACUGGAAAGCAAAUAGACAACACAAAACUGAAGAAAGAACCAAGUGCUGCCACAAAUAAGCUCCCUGAGCCUGCAUUCAAAGUUCUGGAGGAUUAUGUGAAGCCCCCGCCAGCCCCACCUAGGCCAGCUUCUUAUUACAGGUUUAUAGAGAAAUCUGUUGAUGAGAUGGAUGAUGAAGUGGAGUAUGACAUGGAUGAAGAGGAUUAUGCUUGGCUGGAGUUGGUAAACGAGCAAAGGAAGUCUGAUAACCUCUCUUCGGUUGGGCAGGAGGUGUUUGAGAUGCUGAUGGACAGAUUUGAGAAAGAGGCCCACUUUCAGAGCCAGACCUCUGGCAAAGACCCGUCCCCUUCUAUCGAUGAAGAUGCCGUCUGUUCUAUAUGCAUGGACGGAGAGUGUCAGAACAGCAAUGUUAUACUGUUCUGCGACAUGUGUAACCUGGCAGUCCAUCAGGAGUGUUAUGGGGUGCCCUACAUCCCAGAAGGACAGUGGUUAUGCCGGCGAUGCCUGCAGUCACCAUCCAGAGCUGUAGAUUGUUGCCUGUGUCCCAACAAAGGUGGUGCGUUCAAACAAACGGAUGAUGGCCGCUGGGCCCACGUGGUUUGUGCUCUUUGGAUUCCGGAGGUAGGAUUUGCCAAUACUGUAUUCCUAGAACCUGUCGAUGGCUUGCCGAACAUCCCGCCAGCACGUUGGAAGCUGACGUGUUACAUCUGUAAGCAGCGUGGCACUGGAGCCUGUAUACAGUGCCAUAAGACAAACUGUUACACUGCCUUUCAUGUCACCUGCGCCCAGCAGGCAGGACUGUACAUGAGAAUAGAGCCCAUCAAAGAACCAGGGUCACAUGGGUCCAUAGGUGUUAGGAAGACUGCCUUUUGCGAUGUGCACACGCCCGCCGACUCUCGCGGGGGAUCAAUGAUGGCAAGCGAUGAUGAAGUGGAAGAUAAGUCGUUAUCAGCGAAGAAAGCAAAAGCAAAGUCCAGACAAAAGAUGCGCAAGGCUCGUAAGAUUUUGGCAGAGAAGCGGAAUGCUAUGCCUGUGGUGUCCAUUCCCAUAAUUCCUCAGCCAAGGUUGUCAUCCAUUGCCAGUAAGGUGACCCUUGCCAAGAAGCAGCUUUUCAUAUCGCGUCUGCUUGGCUACUGGACCCUUAAGAGACAGUCUAGAAAUGGCGUUCCUCUGCUGCGACGACUGCAGUCCAAUCACAUGUCAAGGAAUAAAGAAGAGAUUGAAGAUGACAGAGAGAGUUAUGCCCUAAGAGAACAGCUAAAGUACUGGCAGCGGCUGAGGCAGGACUUGGAGAAAGCCAGGCUACUGGUGGAGUUGAUCAGGAAGAGGGAGAAACUGAAAAGAGAACAGAUGCGGAUCCAUGUGCUAGCCACGGAGAUGCAGCUCACUCCAUUCAUAAUCCUCCUCAGGAACACCCUGGACCAGCUACAGGAGAAAGAUGCAGGCAAUAUCUUUGCUGAGCCUGUCAACUUACAAGAUGUGCCGGACUAUCUAAAAGUUGUCAAAGUGCCCAUGGAUUUUGCCAAGAUGCGCAUAAAGUUGGAGAGCCAUCAGUACAAAACAGUUGACCAGUUUGAACAAGACUUCAACAGAAUACUGGAGAAUUGUAUGAUAUACAACGCCAAAGACACAGUCUUCUAUAGAGCUGCUGUCAGAAUGAGGGACCAGGGAGGGGCACUGAUCAGGGCAGCCCAGAGGAUGGCGGAGAGGGUGGGGUAUGACCCAGAGACGGGACUUCACCUUCCACACAGACCUAAGCUGGAGGAGAAGGAGCCAGUGAUUGUGGAGGAUGGCGAUGAACUCCUCCCAGCUGAGACCCGAGAAAACCUCCCCCUGGAGCAGCAACUGAAGAUACUUCUGGACAAACUAGACUAUGCCAACACCCUGAAACACAACAGGAAGGGCAAGAUGGCCAAGAGGAUCAAGAGGGAGGUGAUGAAGGUGCGGAGGCAGUUGGCCCUACAGAAGGGUCUGUCCGUGAGUGACCGGGAAGACAGUCAGAGCAUGGAAGCAGCGUCCUCAGAAGCUAGCACAAGUUCAGACAGUAGAAGUCAUUCUCCUGAGAAAACCCCCAGCAAAAAGGCGCACAAAUUCUCCUCCAAAACUCCAACAAAAACCCCCAAAAGUCCCAAGAGCCCCAGACCCAGGAGCCCAUCCUCGCCAAGGCACUCUAAAUCUACCUCGCACAAGACGCCCACUAAGGUGAUGUCCCCACCCAAGGGGACCCCAGGGAGGCCUAAGGGGAGGGGCGGCAGAGGACCUGGGAGGCCCAGGAUAAAGAGCGAGUCUGAAAGUGAACAUACUCCUACACCAGGGCAUAGUUCAUCCAAAAAGAAAUUUGAUGUAGAUCUCCCAGGGACGCCUAGCAGACUGUCUGACCUAGAUACUCCCACGUCUUCAAAGACGGCCACACCCUCACCGUCAGGGGUCAACAGAAGGACAGCUGUUUUGUUUAGCAAAAAGAACUUUAAGAAGCCUCUUCAACUGGACUCUCCAAGUCCCAAAAGAGGACCAGGGAGGCCUCCAAAGCCAAAAACUGAUCCUCAUUCAGGAGGAAGCGGAUCUCAGAAGUCUGACUCAUUAGGUCCUGGCAGCCCAACGAGCAGCCCUAGCUCAAGGAAACGAUCUGCUAGUGCCAGCAACGUGGAUGUGAUCCCUUCGUCUCCUUCGAAACGCAUCCACACAAGUUCAGAAUCGGCGAAGACGGAGGCAGAAGUUAGCUCAGGACAGCCGUCAAAUAGACGAGAUAGUUUCUUGACAUACAGGACAGAGAAGGAAGUCCCCAGCAGCUCAGAUUCAGACACAUCCUCAGAACUGGGGACAACAGAAGAUGACUCCAUGUCCGAUUCUAACAGCCAGUCCAGUGAGAGCGAAGAAGAUGAGGAAGGCGAGGGCAGCAGUAGUCGAUACUCUAAACGAGGUAAUAUAGUCCGUACGAAGAAGCGCAGUGGCAGCUAUGACUCUGAUGAUGAGGACCUCAUUCCGCUAGAGCCACUGGAUCUUGUGUGGGCCAAGUGUAGGGGCUAUCCAUGGUAUCCUGCUUUGAUUAUCAACCCCAAGAUGCCUAAGACGGGUUACUUUCACAAUGGUGUUCCAAUUCCCGUGCCACCAGAUGGCGUGCUAGACCUGCAGAAGAGAUUUGAAGAGCCAGUCUAUUUGGUGCUGUUCUUUGAUACAAAAAGAACAUGGCAAUGGCUACCCAGGGACAAGCUGGACCCUCUGGGUGUGGACUCUGGUCUGGACAAGAGCAAGUUAUUGGACAACAAGAAGCCAGCGGUCAAGAAAGCAGUGAAGAAAGCGUACGAGAAGGCCAUUGCUCACAGGUGUAGAGUAACGGGAGAACCAAACCCUCUGUCUGGUGAAUCAAGCAGCGAGGAUUGAUCUGUGUGUGUGAACUGUAUAAAGUCUAGUAAAAUGGAAUCUGAAGGGUUUGCCCAGCCAUUUGGGGGGUAAAUUCAAAGUGUCAGAAUGGAUUUCUGAACAAUCUGAAUUCUAGUGGGUGAAGGAAUGGGAAUCUUGGGGAUGAAAAGCCAAAGAGGCUUACCCUACCAUUGGAAAAACAUUCAAAAAGUGAGGUAGCAGGCAUAG